This is a messenger RNA of Maniola jurtina (meadow brown), 1804 nucleotides long. Its product is annotated as ribonuclease H1-like. The record is from RefSeq and is a predicted model, not a curated record. Gene Ontology annotation, molecular function: nucleic acid binding; magnesium ion binding; RNA-DNA hybrid ribonuclease activity. Lineage: Eukaryota; Metazoa; Arthropoda; Insecta; Lepidoptera; Nymphalidae. Gene Ontology annotation, biological process: DNA replication, removal of RNA primer. The transcript has 2 exons. Bases 82 to 1152 code for a protein of 356 amino acids.
AUCUGUGGGUGGGUGGUGCUGGUGGUGCUGGCCGCUGGGCAGCUGGUGCAGAUAUUAGAUUUUAUACAAUAAUAUUAUUAAAUGUUAUGGAAGAUAUUUAAUCCUCAACGGAUUAUUAAAAGAAUCAAAACUGAAAUACUAUUACAAGGUUUAAAAAUUCCUAAUAUGUCGUUCUACGCCGUAGCAAAGGGUCGGACACCUGGCAUCUUUGGUUCUUGGGCAGACUGCGAAUCACAGGUAAAAGGAUUCUCUGGUGCUCGCUACAAAAAGUUCAACACAGUUACUGAGGCCCAGGACUUCAUUAACACGCAUGGUGAUAACAAAUCUCAAAAACGGAUUGCUUCCAAUACUCAUAAUGGUAUGAGCUUACCCUCUCGAUCAUUUGCAUCCAACGGACCCUCUAAUACUCUUAAGAGGCCGUUUAGCACUGCAAAUCAAAAUAACUCACACGACGAUCCAAUUAAACCAAAGAAAAAAUCGACAAAGUCAAGACGAGCGUCUACCGACAGCAUUGAUUCUGAUGAUCUAAAUACAAUUAUAGUAAAACAAAUGGAUGACAUAGAGAAGAGACUGAAAGGCUUCGAGAAAGGUGUAGACAAAAUUAUACAAAAAAGCGUGAAGUCUGACAGAAAAGCAAUAAUGAUAGAACCUCAGAGCCUCAAUACGGGAAACAGUUCUAAAAAUUUUAAAAUAGAUAGCAAUGGGUAUGUUCAUGUCUACACUGAUGGUGCUUGUUCAGCUAAUGGUAAAAAGAGUGCGAAAGCAGGUCUAGGAGUCUAUUGGGGUGAAGGCCACCCUUUGAACCUCAGCGAACCAGUCUCAGGCCGUGCUACAAACAACUGUGGGGAAAUUCAAGCUGCUACACGAGCCAUUCAGCAGGCAAUAGACAAUGGUGUAGAUAAGCUAGCUAUCAACACUGACUCAAAGUUUCUGAUCAACUCAAUGACCAAAUGGAUUAAUGGUUGGAAACGAAACGGCUGGAAACUUAAGUCAGGGGAGCCGGUGAAAAAUGAGAAAGACUUCAAGGAUUUGGACAGAAUUCAAGAUAAAAUUUACAUCAAGUGGAAUUACGUAGAAGCUCACAAAGGCAUACAUGGUAAUGAAAGGGCUGACCAGUUAGCCAAAGCUGGAGCUGCUAUGUACAGUAAUUAAAAAUAUAUAAGUUGUUGUUAUUAUUAGUUUGUAAUGAUAAUGAAUAAAAUGAUUUAUGUAUGUACCAUCUAGUUGCAGAUGUCUUGAUGAUCAACAAUCCAUACUAAUAUUGUAAAUGCGAAAGUGUGUCUUGUCUGUCUGACUGCUAGAUAUUCAUGGCCCAACAGCUUCACUGAUUUUUAUCAAAGGUAUAGAAUUAGAAUACAUCCAGGAUGCACAUAGGCUACUUAUUAUAAGAGUUCCCACUGGAUUCUUAAAGGCCCAUCUGAUUAACCAAUUUAUAUGAAAUUUGGUACAUCCUUGCAUCCUGGAAAUUGAUUUCCCACAAGAUUUUAAAAAACCCAAAUUCAUUUAUCAUGUAGUAUACUUUACACUUCUACCAACUUAUACUCAAAUUCUUGUUUAACUGUACUUUAUUUUGUUCUUAUUUUUAACAAUUCUUAUAAGAAUCUGUUGUCACUUGUUAUUAGUAAAGUAUGUAAUAAUGUUAGUGGUACAAGUUUGACAAAUCGUGAGUUGCAAAGUGAUAUCAAAAUAUUUGAGACUAGAGGAUGCUCGCGACUUCGUCCGCGUGGAUUUAGAUUUUUAUAGAUCCCGUGGGAACUGUUUGAUUUUCCGGGAUAAAAAGUUGCCUAUUUUGAUUACAGGGACG